Molecule: messenger RNA, 2060 nt
Organism: Ictalurus punctatus (channel catfish)
Lineage: Eukaryota; Metazoa; Chordata; Actinopteri; Siluriformes; Ictaluridae
Exons: 10
Coding region: 64-1266 (400 amino acids)
Biological process (GO): innate immune response; inflammatory response; regulation of apoptotic process
Source: RefSeq, a predicted model, not a curated record
AGAAAGUGUACAUUGCUGAACUGCUCAUAAGUCAUUUCCUCAACAACACUGAGAGCUUAAGAGAUGGAGAUACAGUCAAAGAUGGCCUUCAUUCACCUCCGUUAUGGAUCUGGAACUAGCUCCAAAUCUACUCUACACACUGACCCUGGACAUCCCUCAGCAGACCCUGAACUUUUUACUCCUAUUUUGGAUGUUAAUGGUGCUGAGGAUAGGAACACGGAUGAAUACAGGUUCGUCUGCCCUCAUGCUGGUCAUUUUAAGUGCAAAUUGACCAACAUUGUGUUUGAGAUGGAAAGUAAAGGGGAAGUGCUGUACAGAAUAGUGUCCUGGGACUGCCAUCUCUUAAAUGGAUUACCCCAAAAAGAGCCUGCGGGACCUCUGUAUAAUAUUGACAGCCCUGAAGGUUGCAUCCGUCGUCUGCACUUUCCCCACUGUGAGACCGGUAAAGGCAAGGCUAAAUUGACUGUGGCACAUGUGGCUGGUGGUAAUGUGGAGAUCAUUCAGCCGCUAACAGUAACAGACACGCACGUGAUCAUAAACAUUCAACAUCUCUCCCCCUUUGGUUUAAUUUUGCCAUGGACUAGAUCUCCCAUCAGAGCCCAAGUUCUACUGUUCUACAAAAGAAUGACAGAGCACAGGAAGAGUAAACUGCGCAUCCACCUCUUGCCAGCAAAUGUGCCAGUUAAAGAGGUGCAGAAACAAUACAAGAGCUACACAUACAUUGAUACAACCUCCAGUUGUGAUCUGAAACCUGGUAAAAAAUACAAACUGCUCUGUAACACUACUGAACUUGAUCACACACUCAAACCAGAGGCUGUAAUAUUUCGUCGUGACUGCGGCCCCAACUAUCACUCUACAUUCGAGGUGCAGUUAAAUAUCAAAGCUGCUGAAGUCACAUUAACUCUUUUGGAUAGAAAAGGCAAGGAGGUGUGGACACCACCUCCAGUCUUGCUUACAGGUGCAGGUGCAGCCUCACGCCAAAUGGAUACAACAGGUGCUGACUUCGUGCAUAAACACAGAGAAACACUGAUUCAGAGAUUUAAUUCAGUAAUGGAGGUUGCAGACUGUCUAAACAGCAAGAACAUGAUUACUGUUGAAAUGUACAAUAACAUUCAGGCUAAGCCAACACCUCAGGAUCAAAUGAGAGAAUUGUACACAUGUCUCGACUCAGGGGGAAGAGUUGCGAAAGAAGAAUUCUAUGACAUCCUUGUAAGGAGGCACAGUGGGUUAGUAGACGAUUUGAAGUCUGAAUUAGAUCAGGCUUAGUCAACACUUAAUGGAGUAAAUCUCACGUGCUGAGUAAACGACAUACACACCCACACAUUAUGCUGUAUUUUAUUUUUCUCACUGCUAUUGUGAAUAUGACACAUAAAAGUAAAUCUUACAACUUUAUUUUCAAGUAAUUUCCACAUCUGGGUGAUAUAAAAAAGGUGUACAUUUAUGGUUAUUCUGAUUAUUAUGUGAUUAUUCGCGUAUUUUUAUUUCCAGAGGUUUGAUGAAGUACUUCAUAUGGACAUUUUAAUUAUUGUAGACUAUAUUGUAUCAUAUUUUUAAUUGCUGUAUCUGAAUUUUUAGAGCAGGGGUGUCAAACUCUUUUUUUUUUUACAAACAAAUCUCUUUAUUUACUUUAUUGCUGAUUCUGAGAGACACCUUAAAGCGUCAUAUUUUCAGUUUGUUAAUGAAUAAUUACACUUCAUUAGCAUAGUGUCAGUGUCUGAGUUUGUGGCCCUGUGUUUAUAGCUCUAUUUUGCCCCCUAGUGGAAUAACAGAGACUAACACUUCCUGAAAUCUCAUGUACACAAAACAUUGAUAAGUUAUUUACACAUGUAUAAAUUUUGUCUCAUUGCCUUUGCUUUAAAUGAUCAUAUAGAGAGUUUAUAUACAGCUACUGCUGUUACUACUGCUAUUAAUAUUACUAUUAUAAUGGCUACUACUGCUGCGACUACAGCUAUUAAUAUUAUAAAUACUACACCGCCUACUAAAAAGAUCUGUAGUACAACUAAAGCAAUUACUGGUAACAAUUUUAAUACUAAAAUCAAUACUACUACUACUACUACUAC